Molecule: messenger RNA, 1792 nt
Organism: Tachysurus vachellii
Lineage: Eukaryota; Metazoa; Chordata; Actinopteri; Siluriformes; Bagridae
Gene: swsap1
Product: SWIM-type zinc finger 7 associated protein 1
Exons: 2
Coding region: 327-1169 (280 amino acids)
Biological process (GO): double-strand break repair via homologous recombination
Cellular component (GO): Shu complex
Molecular function (GO): single-stranded DNA binding
Source: RefSeq, a predicted model, not a curated record
AUAGGAAAUAGUAAUUUGCGUCGUUGUAAUUUGAAUACCGAAAUUUUUAUAAAACAUAAACGGUUAUUUGACGACGAAAAGAUAUUGAUAUACAGACAACGGUGACGCUACAUGGUAUUGACGCAUUGAACAUCUAAUCGGAAUGAAGAGUUUAUUUUUUACUGUCAAAUCACAGUGAAGUGGGCGGUGCUAAGUACUAGGCGCCAAAACUUAGCCAGUUUUGCUAAUAUGCUGCUUCAUAGCUUUCUAAAAAAAAAAAAACUAGCUCAGGAGCUAAAGAGGCGUAUAUACUGUAUUUAUAGCCUAUAUAUGUUUGUAAAAUAACCAUGGUGGAUAUACUGAAUGUUGUUUUCCAACGUUAUGGUUCACAGCUGCACGAAUCAGGGGAAAUAAAAGUCUCUGUUCAACCUGAGAGCAGCACUUUAGUGGUGGGAGAUGAAAACAUCAACAAGUCGCUGUUAUUCCUUACAGCUAUUACAGCAGCUUCAGAAUUUGGAUUCAGAGUCCUGUUUUUUACACAAAAUCAAAUUCAGAGCCUCCCAGUAACUGUGCAAGAUUCAUUCGCAUCUCUGAAGCCUGACAGUCUGAAGAAAAUCAGGUUUGUGUAUCCCAAGACGUUGGAGGAGUUGUUGGAGGAUGUGGCGUCCCUUCAUGAGCUGGUGCCUGAGACUGCACCACUUCCUUCUUUGCUAAUCUUAGAUGGAGUGGAGCGAUACUUGUGUGUUAAGGACAGGCCACAGCAAAAUUGUCAGAGUGCAACUGCUCACAUUGUAGCCCUCCUGCAUGACACAGCUGCUUUUCUCGAGACCAGAAGUGAACAAAGCCAGCAACUGGCAUGCAGGGUCAUUGUGUCCUAUCAGCCUGAGUGGGAAGGACGAGGAAAUGACACAUUUGCACCGGAUUCUAUCCUCUCUGUCCUGGAGCGCUACCUGCAGGUGAGGUGCAGCUUAUGCAAAGUUAUAAAUAGCGGAGAAGCACAAAAAGAGUGGCUGCUGUAUCUCUCUGGUCAGGGACUCCUAGUCGAUGGCUACGCUAAUGGAGAGAAAUGUUUGGGUUUGCAUUGGCAUGUGGUGAUGAAGCAUAAUGGCACACUGGAGUUCAGGCCAGAAAGUGCACUGAAAGAGGAGACCUCACAGUUAAAAAACUCUGACUGUAAGGAUGAAAAGUGACUAGUUACAUUACACUUGUUUAUUACAUUUUAAUUUUGGAUAUUAAAAGACAUUUGUGCUGCACACUCAGACUCAGUGUACCAAAUAAAUCCUUGUAAAGUGGAAAAAUAAAGUAUGGAUUUUCAUAGUUUUACUAAUGAACCGAAUUAAAUUGUGCCUAGAUAAAGAUUUCAAUUAAUUAGGAUAUAUCUGGUUGUUCAGAAAACACAGACUAUGCCUGGGUGACAGCAUGAUGUGAUAAUCUAUGUUACAAUGAGUGUGUGUGUGUGUAUGUGUGUGUGUGUGUGUCUUGUCAUUCUGGGAGAAAUGGACAUACUUAAACUUUAAGAUUGUAAAAUUGUAAAUCGUUUAAAAAAUCCUUUGGUAUAUAGAUAUGUUUUUAUGAAGUAUUUAAAUGUAAAAUAACUUAUUUUUAACAUUUUUUAAAUAUGAAACACUACUGUAUUCAUGGUUUACAUACAAUGGAUAUCAAAUUUCUACACCCUCUUUUAAAAUUGCUGUUUUGUUAAUAAAAAAAAUUAAAUCAGGAUAAAUCCAUGUAAUUUUUUUCCCACCUUUUAAUGUGUUAUAGCAGCCAACAAAAUGCAAGUGAAAGGUGAAUAGAAUGUUGGGGAAAGAAAAUA